AAGGUGAGAAGCAGUAUCAGUGGGCGGGGCUAGGCUCUCCGGGUGUCGGGUCCGCUGGGCUCAGGCAGGGAGUGUGCACCAUCGCUGACCAUGGGUGCGUGCCUGGGAGUGUGCUCCCUCCUCAGCUGUGCUUCUUGUCUAUGUGGUACAGCACCAUGCCUCCUCUGUGGAUGUUGCCCUUCUACAAAGAAUUCAACUAUAACCCGGCUGACGUUCUCGUUAUUCCUUCUUCUUGGGACCUUAGUGGCCUGUAUUAUGAUCAUACCUGGAGUGGAAGAUGGACUUAAAAAGCUCCCAUGGUUUUGCUCCUCAUCCAGCACCAUUUCUGGCUCUGUGAACUGUGACAUCAUUGUAGGACACCAAGCAGUGUACCGCAUGUGUUUUGCCAUGGCUGCGUUUUUCUUCCUGUUUGUCAUAAUAAUGAUCUGCGUACGAAGUAGUCGGGACCCACGAGCAUACAUACAGAAUGGGUUUUGGUUUUUUAAGUUCCUGAUUUUAGUGGGAAUUACAGUUGGUGCUUUCUUUAUACCAAACGGAGUAUUUACUACAGUAUGGUAUUAUUUUGGCAUGGUUGGUGGUUUCCUGUUCUUCUUGGUCCAGCUAAUCCUCAUUAUUGACCUUGCUCAUUCUUGGAGUCAGUCCUGGCUUCUGAGAGCUGAAGAUGGGAAUACCAAGUGCUGGUAUGCUGCUCUUCUCAUUUGUACUGUGCUGCUUUAUGCUGCUGCAAUUGCUGCCAUCGUGGUCCUAUACGUAUACUACACCAAACCGGAUGGAUGUGUCCUCAACAAAGUGUUCAUCAGUUUGAACCUGAUAUUCUGUGUAAUAGUUUCUAUUGUAUCAAUCCUUCCAAAAGUCCAGGAGGUUCAGCCACACUCUGGACUAUUACAGGCAUCCGUUAUCACCCUGUACACCAUAUUUGUGACCUGGCUGGCUAUGGCAAAUGUUCCUGAUAAAUAUUGUAAUCCCACCUUGCUGGCUAUUGUGAACAAUGGGACUGCUCUAUCAUCAUCUACAGUGGCUCAGUGGUGGGAUGCUCCAAGCAUUGUUGCACUUGUGGUCUUCAUCUUGUCCACUCUGUUUAUCAGCAUCCGCAACUCCAACAACCAGCAAGUGAAUAUGCUAAUGCAAACUGAAGAGAGCAGCGGCGAUGGCGCCGUCCACAGCACUGAAGAUGGGGUCCAUAAAGCAUAUGACAAUGAGGAGGAUACCGUGUGCUACAGCUACAGUUUCUUCCAUUUCUGCCUCCUCCUUGCCUCUCUCUACAUCAUGAUGACUCUCACAAACUGGUAUCUGCCAGGCUCAUCGGAUCAGUCCCUCACCAGUCCUUGGUCAGCUGUGUGGGUGAAGAUUUCCUCUAGCUGGGUUGGUCUCCUCCUUUACCUCUGGACACUGAUUGCUCCCUUGAUUCUUCCUGACAGAGACUUUCACUAAUCCGCACAGUCCUUUUUGAUAUGUUGUAUGAUAUUUUGUGAUUGCCGUUGGCCUGGCACAGCACUUCGUAUAUAUUAAGAGUAAGGAAUAUGUGUCGGACUGAGCAGCCAUACUGACCCGGUGCAGUGUUUUACAUGGCAGGCCAGAACACAAGGCUAUGUAUUAACACAGCAAUUAUGAUUAAUAACUUUAUGUGAACCAAUUCCUGCAGCCACUUGCACUAUUUUAUAAUUAUACCGCCUUGCCUUACUUGUUGGUAAGUGAUUUUCACUAGUAAUUUUCUAAAAUGGUGCCUUAGAUAUUCACCAAAAUAUGUAUGUGAGGAGCUCUAUAGAAUAUACCCUGCGUACUGUUGUUCAAUACCCACAGUAUAGGUCAUAAGUGUCUGUAUGCUGGGGAUUUGACUGCCACCCCUCCCCCACUAAUAGAGGUCAGGUGUUCCCCAAGAGAAUCUGUCGGCUCCAAAACAGCCCCCCCCCCCCACCCCCAAUACUUCGGAGUCCCCUCUGCUGGUUUGAACUCGGCAUCACUUACACUAUACACUGCUUACUCUAGUUUUGGAAGGGGGGCUGGGGGGGGGGGUGCUGGAGCUGACAGUUUUGCAGUUAAGCGUGCACAAUAAUGCUCUGUUCACUUUCUGUGGGAUGGAGUGGCAGUGGGGACAAGGAACCCUGUUCUUGUGAUUGUUAGGGGUCCCAGCAGUUAGACCCCCUCUUACCAGGCACUGUUCUGUGGACAAAGCAAAACAGUGUUUGAGUAGCAAGGUCUAAUAUCCUGGUUUGGUGCAGGUCACUCGCCUAUACUACAGUCAAGGUUGGUGAGAGCACACGAUGGACGCAUCCUUUGGAUUGAAUAGGACUGUCCUGUGGAUAGGCUUUGAUUGUGGAAGAACCAUUUUAAAGGGAACCAGUCAUCGGAGUCACAAGGAGCAUGAAAUGCUGAUGGGCUCUCAUUAGAAAGUACAACCUUUUAGGCCUUAUUCACACGUCCGUGAAGAACCUGUAUUAGGUCCGUGUGUCUGCCUUUGACCUCCAUGUGUUAUCCAGAUUCCAAGGACACUGCUUAGCUGAAAACUAGACCAUCUUCUACCAGUCAUCCGUGAAAACCAUGUACCAAAUCCGGAUGGCAUCCAUGUCUGGUUUAUGAUUUUCACGCAAAGACCUCAAUGGGCGUGUUUGGUCCACAUCACGGACUAAAGUAGUGCAUGAUGGCUCAUGCACACAACCGUUGUUUUGCGGUCCGUUUUUCACUGAUCCGUUGUUCCGCAUCUGAGGUUUUUUUCCCCUCUGAUUUAAG
Molecule: messenger RNA, 2727 nt
Organism: Bufo bufo (common toad)
Lineage: Eukaryota; Metazoa; Chordata; Amphibia; Anura; Bufonidae
Gene: SERINC2
Product: serine incorporator 2
Exons: 10
Coding region: 91-1431 (446 amino acids)
Cellular component (GO): membrane
Source: RefSeq, a predicted model, not a curated record